AUCAUGGCCGAAGAAGCCCAAUCCUUCUCUACCCAACUCAACUCAUCAGAAAAUGAGUUGCAGAACCACUCUCAAUGCCCUCACAACAAACAUCGCUUCCACUUCCAUUCCUGCCGUUACUCCAUCAUCUCUUCUUCUCUCCAACAUCACUCCCAAUUCGUUUCUUGCACUAGGAAGAAGAAUAGGAGGAAGCUCAAUUACAAACCUUAAUCAUUUCCACCUACUGAGUCGAGUUUGUAAUCAUGGGGUUGGUUCUAAUAAGAAAUUACGAUGCAGUUUUGUAACCUACGCUGGCUUCUUAGAGCUCCCACUUCUUCCUUUUCCUUCUGAUCAGGUGCUUGUUCCAUCUGAGACUAAGACACUUCACCUAUUUGAAGCAAGGUAUCUGAAGUUGUUGGACGAGUCCUUAUUCAAAAAGAAGAAGCUUUUUGUGCAUUUUGUGUUGGAUCCAAUUGUCGUGAGUUCCAUGUCGAAAGAAGCAUCCUUUGCUGCUAGAUAUGGUUGUUUGGUUGUUAUAGAGAAGGUUGAACAAUUAGAUGUCGGGGCCUUGGUCACUAUUAGGGGAAUUGGCCGUGUCACACUUGUGAAAUUUGCAAAGGUAGAUCCUUUCUUGGAAGGCACAGUAUUACCGUUGCAGGACAAUGUUCCGCAGAAUGCAAGUGAAAUAAGCUCUAAGGUUCAAGAACUGAAAGAAGCUCUUCACGGUUUGAAUAGCUUGGAAAUAAAGUUAAAGGCUGCCAAAGACGAACCAUUGCAGACCCAAACAGCUAACUCCUUAGAAUGGGCUCUACAAGAACCGAUUCUAGAUUGUGAAGAAGCUUUCAUUCCCUCCUUUGCGGAGCGUGUUUCCUUUGCUGCACUUCAAAAUGUUUCAGGAUCUACACAAUCCGAAAUGAUGAAGUUGAAGAACGAGAAGCUGAAAGCAAUGGACGUUAAAGAGACAUUAGAACGGCUCGAAAACUCUCUGAGUUUCAUCAACAACAUAGUCUCCAUGACUGCAGCAAAGCUUGCUAUUCAGUCCUUGAACAUGCAAUAACCUCUGGUAAACCCAAAAACUAGUGAGACCAAGAACGUUACUGGUAAAAACAAAACCAAACAAACCCAGUGAACCCCAACGCAGGUAAAGUCGUCUGGGGGUAGGAUGUACACAAACUUUUCCUGUUCCCCAAGGAGUAGAGACGAGAAUUGUGCAUUUUAUGUUUUUUACAUUUUCUUGAAGCUCGGUAGAGGUGUAAAUGGUUGAUCUCCAUGCAACUCAUAAAGACGGUUGUUGUGCGUUGUAAUGUACAUUUUGUGGUUUUGAUAAUGAAUGGCGUCGAGUGGGUUGGACCU
Messenger RNA from Cynara cardunculus var. scolymus (artichoke), 1332 nucleotides. RefSeq lists its product as uncharacterized. The record is from RefSeq and is a predicted model, not a curated record. The transcript is spliced from 7 exons. Bases 53 to 1036 code for a protein of 327 amino acids. NCBI's taxonomy places the organism in Eukaryota, Viridiplantae, Streptophyta, Magnoliopsida, Asterales, Asteraceae.